Lolium rigidum is the source of this 1137-nucleotide messenger RNA. RefSeq names its product WAT1-related protein At4g28040-like. Bases 1 to 1119 code for a protein of 372 amino acids. NCBI's taxonomy places the organism in Eukaryota, Viridiplantae, Streptophyta, Magnoliopsida, Poales, Poaceae. The transcript is spliced from 6 exons. The record is from RefSeq and is a predicted model, not a curated record. Gene Ontology annotation, cellular component: plasma membrane. Gene Ontology annotation, molecular function: transmembrane transporter activity.
AUGGCAGGCGCCGGCGGCGGCGGCUGGAGGUCGUGGGCGGAGCGGUACAAGCCGGGCGUGGCGAUGGUGCUGGUGCAGCUGUUCUACUCGCUGGUGGACAUGGCACUCAAGACGGCAUACGGGCUCGGCAUGCGCCCCAUCGUCUUCGUCGCCUACCGGCAGGGCAUCGCCGCCGCCGCGCUCUUCCUCGGCUCCCUCGCCACCAGAGGGUUCACGCUGCGCCCCAUGGCCGUCGGCUCCCGGGCCUUCGCCCUCCUCUUCGUCGCCUCCCUCGCCACCGCGACGGGGCAGUACUGCUACUUCAUGGGGCUGCAUCUGGCGUCGCCGUCGAUGGCCAGGGCGACCACCAAUCUCGCCCCCGGCAUCACGUUCGCCAUCGCCGCCGUCAUCGGGUUGGAGAAGGUGGAUUUGAGGAGUUCAAGAAGCAUCGCAAAGAUCGUCGGCACCAUCGUCUGCCUCGCCGGAGCAAUGCUCAUGGCGUUCUUCAAGGGGCCGAAGCUUCUCGGCGCGCUCGUUACCGACGACUGGGUGAUCGGAGGAAUGUACCUCAUGGGGAACGCCAUCUGUUUCUCCAUCUGGUACAUCUUGCAGGUGCCCAUCUGUAAAUACUACCUUGAUCCAUUGUCCUUGGCGACUUGGAUGUGCUUCCUGGCGACCUUGCAAUGCAUGGUGAUGGCAUUCUUCCUAGAAGAAAACUACUUACAGAUCUGGAAGCUUGCUUCAAUAUGGGAGCUUCCCUGCAUCCUAUACGGAGGUGUUUUUGCCUCGGGCGCAAACUUUUUUAUGCAAUCUUGGUGCAUAGCGGUGAAAGGUCCUCUUUAUAGCGCAAUAUUUACGCCACUCAGCGCAGUGAUCACGACAAUAUUGUCUACGCUCUUCCUUCACGAAGAACUCCAUAUUGGCAGCGUAUUAGGUGCUAUCACCAUCAUCUUCGGACUGUAUGUAGUGCUGUGGGGUAAAGCAGAUGAUGUAAAGAGCGAGAGGCUGGCCAUACGUUGUACUGACCCCGAGAGCAUUGUAGAGCAAGAUAGUAUCGGUGUAAAAAUAGAGAGUGAGACAAACCUUUCAGAACCAUUGUUAUCUGAAAACGGGAGCCUUGAUACUUCAACAUGCCAAUGAUAUUGCAGUAUUUUGAAA